AUGAAUUCUUCUUAUAACGGUGUUCCUAUGCAGCAGGACGAUCGAUAUGCUUUGACAAUUCUUACUGAAGCCGCUAUGCAAACCGAUCCUCAAGCUAACAACAAUCCUUCAUCCAAUAAUUUCAAUACAAUGUCAAACGCCACCAACACUGCCUAUCUGAGUAGUAAUCUAGCUAAAAACAAUAGUGUCUCGACAGUCCAAGACACCAGUUAUCAUUCACGUGCACCGCCUAUCUCGACACCCAUUUCUUCAUCCGCGAUCAGUAAUCGUCCCACCAAUACAUCGCAAUAUCGGUUUCCACCUUCAAUAUCCAACCUUCUCGGGGACCACACAAGACCUCACCAAGAUAUGCAGGGACUUGCUUUCAAUCCCACAGAACGAACCUCACAAGGUAUCUUUAUGAACCAUCCAUUUCAAUCAACAUAUUCCGAUAGUCUAGGAAUUUUGAACGCUGAGAAGUAUGAUGAUGGGAUAUCUCAUAAUCCUAGUAUGAUGGGUAUGAAAAGUCUGAUGCAAAAUCAAAUACCGUUUGGAGUGGUGGAGAAGCAUGGAGAUAGUAGUGAUACCAAACCACAAAGUGAAGAGAAUGAGCAUGGACAAGGGAAGAAGCGAAGGAAAAGAGCCAGAAAUGAGUCUCCAAAUCCUGAUGACGACGAUGAUGAUGAAGCUCGAAAAAAGGCGAGAGGGAGACCAAGAGUUGAUACUAAAGAUGAAACAGCUGCCGAUAGGCGAAGAACUCAGAUUCGAAUGGCCCAGAGGGCCUAUCGACAUCGCAAAGAGACAACAAUUUCUUCUUUAGAGAGGCAAGUCCAAGAACUUAGAGGUACAAAUGAAGAAAUGAAUAACAUAUUCAUUAACCUCUAUGACUUUGCCAUCAGUAGAGGUCUUCUACAACGCGAGCCGGAGUUUGGUCAGCAACUUCAAUCAACUACACAAAGAUUCCUUGCUCUCGCAAAACAAAAUGCAGGCGACGAACAUCCAAGGCAUACAGAUGACUCGCUAGAUAAUACCACACAUGAAUCUCAUGGGGAGGUCAAACAUCCUUUGACAAGUCAGAAUGCUCAGUACCCACCUCCCCAUACUCUGCCUUCAGAUGAGCCGGCUACCACCGAGACCAUAAACACAUGGGGUGGAUACACUGUAUCGAAGGAUACUGGUUCUGAAGAAGAAGAAAGGCAGAUCGAAUAUAAUCACAACGGCACAGAAGAACCUAGACAAUUUGAGAUAAUCAGCAGGGCAACUGAAGAUAACGCGAGUUUUCCUUUUGACUGGACGAGUAUUCAACAAUAUCGAGUCGAGAUACCUUCCCCUACCAGCAAUGAUUUCCUCCAAAGCUUUUACCCUCAUGCCGAGGUCCCGCUUCCAACUACACAUUCUUACUUUGAACUUUCAUUUGCACGUAGAGUGCACCGCGCGACAGUGGAACAAGGCUACAAGUUACUUACAAUGCAAAAUCCUCCACAACAACGAUUCGAAAAAGCAUUUGGCUAUUGCUUGAAAUAUCAAACCAAGGAAGAAUGCAUUGCGCGAUUUCAAAGGAUUAUGAAUACUUCAUCAAAGGGAUCUCUUCAGGAAUGGCGCUAUCCAUUAGUUCACCUUGGAGGAUCAGGUACAUACUAUCCCAAUCAAGACUCUGAUGCUGAUAAUGAGUUGAUGCCCAAAUUCCGUACUGGAUUUUCUAUGGGCCCAUUUUCCACAGGCGUCACACCACUACUGGAGAACAUCAGUUCUGAUAUGAAAUGUACCAUUCCUGGAUUUGAAGGCGAGUUUUUUGAUCCUAACGACGUUGAAGGCUAUCUUAGAGGUCAUGGAUUCGAUCUUCAUCCAGGUGCCGACUAUAUCACAGGACAAAUAGAACUUGAGGUUUCUUCAGGUGCCCACAGUCCAGGGACUGCUAGUACUGACUCGAUAUUCCCACCUACACCUCGGAGUCCAGUUGGAAAAGUCCUUGAUGGAACCAAUCAAAAUGCGUAUAAUCUCGAUUAUAUCAAUGGUAACCUUAAUAAAGAAGCUCAAGCUAGUGCCAUUUCCCAGUCUAUGGAAAUUCCAUCUUGGAAUGCCAGUAUUCCCAAGGGGGCUAAUCCUUUUGAUUUAUCCGGUCCAAUAUUUGAUGGUACAGCCGGUCCCGAUUCUGAAACUUCGAGUCCCAACGUUAGUACCAAUAGUAAGCGCUAUACGGAGAAACGUACUGUGACUAUCAAAGUCGAAACCCUGAUCAGAGAAUUGAUCGGUAUUUCAUGCUGCUUGGGUCGUUCCCCUGGAUACAGACGAGCCGAUAUAGAUGCUGCGAUCAUAACUGCAGCAAGAGAAACUGGGUUUGAAUGA
Molecule: messenger RNA, 2325 nt
Organism: Botrytis byssoidea
Lineage: Eukaryota; Fungi; Ascomycota; Leotiomycetes; Helotiales; Sclerotiniaceae
Exons: 3
Coding region: 1-2325 (774 amino acids)
Biological process (GO): regulation of DNA-templated transcription
Molecular function (GO): DNA-binding transcription factor activity
Source: RefSeq, a predicted model, not a curated record